Hyposmocoma kahamanoa is the source of this 4453-nucleotide messenger RNA. Its product is annotated as histidine triad nucleotide-binding protein 1-like. Bases 1 to 492 code for a protein of 163 amino acids. The transcript is spliced from 2 exons. NCBI's taxonomy places the organism in Eukaryota, Metazoa, Arthropoda, Insecta, Lepidoptera, Cosmopterigidae. Gene Ontology annotation, cellular component: cytoplasm; nucleus. Gene Ontology annotation, biological process: purine ribonucleotide catabolic process. Gene Ontology annotation, molecular function: hydrolase activity. The record is from RefSeq and is a predicted model, not a curated record.
AUGUUUAACAAAGUGCUACAACGUGCAUUUAACUUCCGUUUAAAGAAGACUUAUCCUACAAACAUAUACGAUAUUUCACGUGGAUCGGCCUUGACAGUGAAAAGACCGUACAGUGACGAAGUACGUAAAGCCCAAGCUCAAAGUAUCGCCUCACCCGGACCUACGAUCUUCGACAAGAUAAUAUCUAAAGAAAUCAAGGCAGAUAUUAUCUAUGAAGAUGAGUUAUGCUUAGCAUUCAACGACGUUUCACCGCAGGCUCCUGUACAUUUUCUAGUUAUACCCAAGAGACGAAUUGCAAGAUUGCAGGAUGCAGAAGUGGAUGACAAGGAGCUCCUAGGCCACCUAAUGCUCGUGGCGCGUUCACUAGGCUCUCAGAAGGCGCCUUCAGGCUGGCGAUUGGUCGUCAACAACGGGAGGGAUGGUGCUCAAUCGGUGUACCAUUUGCAUUUGCACGUCCUUGGUGGACGACAGAUGGGUUGGCCACCGGGUUAACUGGAAACAAAAAGGGGAAUACGCGUCGUAGGACGUGCGAUGUGAUAGUCGCUGGAGAACAUAGACUUGGAGAGUAUAUACUAGCAUAGUAGACGAACUGACACCUGGAAAUUACUAUUUAUGGAUUUUGAGCAGGGUUUACAGUCACGACAGAAUUAUACCUUAAUAAUUAUAUAAUUAACAACAAUAUGCUUCCGCUAGCAAUGCAAACACAUAGUUUGCGUUAGACACAUAUACAAACGUAAAAAUGUCGAUCUCAAAAAAGUUGCAAGCCAAACCUGGAAAAACUUCCAAAGAUUUCUCUUCGUUUUUAUUUAGUUUUUUAGCUGUUUGUAAUUUUUAGUCAAAAACGAAAGAGACAAAACUAUAAAUCAGUAUGGAUAAUUCUUGUAUAUAAUUAAAUCGGAUAAUUAUCAAAGAAAUUAAGUAUCUUGUUAAUUUGGGUGCCUGAUUUUUAGUUUGUCCACAACAUAUCCGCGGCUUGUAUUUUAAUAAUGAGACGCAAUUCAAUGACGUAAAAGAAUGGUGGUCGUAAAAUAGUGUGUUUGUUGAUCUUUCCUCGAAAUUUCAUGACAAUACUUGAAAAACUAAUGUCUGAAUGGGCUGUGAUAACAGGGUGCAACGGCAGACCUAUAUAUAUGACGGAAUUAUAAGAUAUGACGUAUAUAAUAAAGAAAUAUACCGAAUAAAGGUAUCAAAAACCAAUAGGCGGUUCUUUACAUAGGAGAUCAACAUGAUAUUACACGUCGCUCUUAUCUGCGUGCGAGCAGUAAGUUGAAGGAGUAUUUUUGCGAUAUUUUUUAAAAUUUCAUUAAUCGAAGUAAAACUAAUUAAUCUAAGUCAAUUUCAUAAGUCUGUCGUCGACAAAUGAAAUUAAUGAAAUUAAAAAUAUAAUUUUAAUACACUAAUUCUUUUACGUAUUUCUAUAAAGCAAAAGGACGUUACAAUAUCGUCAUUCGUCUAUUAAGUUAGGUGGUAUAAGAUGUUUAAUAAUUGUAGAGUAGGAAAGUAAAUCUAAUAUGCUUGUAGUUUGAUACAGUGUAUCUGUAUCAAGCUACAAUUAUGACAGUGGCCAAGGGUAGAAUUUGAAAAGGUAAACCGAUGUCGAAGUUACUGCUAUUUUUUUUUUAUGAAACCAAGCGGCGGGUCGAAGAAGUCUUCCGCCAGGUGGUAAGCGACACACCUGUUAGUAACAGUUGCAAUGUCAUGCAGUGACUCACAUUACUGCUUAAGUAAGUUGCAGAAGUAGGUAAGGGGUAGUAUUUACCUGGACGAAUUCUUUAACCUAAUGCUGUUAAGUUAUAGAACAAAUUCCUCUGGCAAUCCGACGGGAAUUGCAUUUUAUAGGCCCUUCGCUACUGGUAUCUAAAGUUACUUAUGAUCUGUAUUUAGGGAAAUAAACUUAUCUACUCUGUCUAUGUGGGAAAGCCAUUCUUUAGGAAACGUCUCCAUGUUGACUUCAUCAAAGACCGCGGAAGAAGAUCCAAGUAGUAUUCCGGCGACUAUCUUGUUGCAUGACCUUGAAUAAGCCGUGAAAGGUGAUAAAGCAAUGGAAUUGAAAAUCGCAAAUUUAAAGAGACUGAUAAACUGUUUUUGCAAAAAGCAAAAGCAGACGUUAUCCUUUAAGGCUAGGGACCAAUCUAGCGGAUAUUAUGCAGCUUAAUUAAGCUCCCGCAAUCCCGCUCAAUCGUGGCAAGUCAAAGUCCUAGUUAUUCGUUGUUAUUGGUCACGAUUUGACAUAAAUUGUGUGAGAGCGAUGAGCUUUGUCCUGGAUUACGCAGUCAAUGAGUGUUUUUCAAUUAUUUUUUGAAAUUUCAUUAAUAAGGUGCCACAAAGUAAUGAAAUGUUUUUCUAUAAUUAAUGAAAUUGAAGAACGCUACUAAGCUGUUUAAUUUCCGCAGAAUGUGUCCUUGUAUUAAUUAAAAAAUUCUGUGAUACUUACGUAGCUUUUGCGUAGGUAUAUUUUAGGAUUUUUGCUAUGAGCAGUAAGUGCCCAGCGGUGGGACUUGUAUUCGCGCAGUAUAGUAACAAUCCAGUGACGAUAACGACUGUUUGUCAAACACGAGGUUACAUAGUUCGGUCACCAGUGCAGUUGUCACGUUAUUACAGAUACCGUGCCUGUGAAAACGGUCUACGACACGUAAAAGAUAUAUGAAAUACGAAAUGUUUUCCCUUUACGUUUGACAAAGAAUUGAAUGCCACCGUGUUACCGUAUUGGGGACUUUAAGAAUAAAAAAAGGUGUCAUACAGAACUAAUGCCAUUUUAAUUUAGAAAUUAGUGCAAUAACUCAGCCAAAUUAGUUGUAAGAGUCAAAGGUCUAUUCUGUAGCUGUUGUAUAAUUUUCAAAACUAAAUUUUAGUUUGCGUGGUUUAAUUGACAGCAGAAUCAACUUGCGAAUUAAAAUGUUAUGCCUUUGAAUUAUAAGCUGGUUGGACUGAAAUGUCUUGUGGAAUUGCCACCAGCAAUUCAUCUUGAAGGAAAAUGAAAAUGUAACUACAAUACCACAGUUUGAAGCCGUCUUAUGUCUACACAAUUGUUGGUUGAGUUUUUUUUACAUCCAAACUCACAGCUUUGUUACAAAGAUCGUACACUAAAAAAAUCCUUUGAUCCUAUUGGAAUUUAACCGGGGCCAUCAACUGAAAUACAGACUCUUUUCGCCGUCAGCGCACCUGUGAGAAGCACUUAAUAUUAUGAAGUUACUCAACCUUUGCAGUUACCAGAAGCUGACAAGAGAUGUCGCUGUAUUAAGUGCAAUUUUCUUUGUUUUUUAUCUUUGUAUCAAUAAUGAAAACAAAGUGGUGGAGUAUUUUCACAAAUGAAAAUGAGUAUGAUAAUAAAAAGUAGUAAAGAAUUGUAAUUAAUAAAAAGCUAAAUUCGUUACGUGCACAAAUAAUGAACAUCAGUGAAUCUAUCUCAGUUGAGUAACAAUUGACUAGAUUUUUGUAAAUAAUUAUUUAAUUCCAUUCUAGAUAUAAUUAUUUUAAAAUCUCAGAGUGAAAUAUGUUAUCAGAAUUCUCAAAAAAAAAAUCUGAUUGUGCUAGUUUUUAUUUGUGUUUGUAUAGUUUUUUCAAUUAGUCACGUUAAAUACCAAAUCACAAUAACAUACCAAAAAAAUCUAGUCAAGAGAGACUGCGACCGCCAUUUCAAACUUAACGUCUGUGAUUAUUUGAGUUUAAUAUCGGGACUUAAUCGUGUAUUUUUAUUUAUUUCGACGUUUCGGACUUGUUGCAAACGGAAUUUGCAACGUUCGAGACUAAGGAUGAAAAAAUAUAUAUUUAUUUUUACACGUUUGACUCCCGAUAUUAAAUUCAAACAAUGCUUGAACAUUUUGAUUAAUUAACGUCUACAAUGUUGGAAAUACAGUAGAUUUACGUAAAUAGUGAAAGUUUUCGGGACAGUGCAAAUCAAACUGUGGUGUUUAUUAUUAUUGUUAUUUGCUUAGUUGUAGUUCGUCUUACAAUUAUAAAAAUUGGUGAUCACAUAUCCUGUAGUGUGUAGUGCGUUUUUUUGAUAUCCAGAAUCUCAUCGAGAACUUUUUGUUUUUAAUAUACCUAGUUAUUACAAAUGUUGCAAAAUAAAUAAAUACACUAGACAAUCUAAUUCUCUGAUGUCAUAUUAGGGAAUUCCCGUAAAUGUUACCAUGUACAGCUCUAUAUAUAAAUUAAUAUUUUUUUCCUCCUGAAUACGAGAGACAGAUGCACAAGAACUUAAAUUUAGUUUGCGUUUGCUCGAAUUGAUUGACGCUAUUGAUGUUAAAAGAAAUUCCAUUGUUGCCAUUGAAUGAGAAUUUCGAUCAAAUGUGUUUUAAUGAGAUUCUUGGUUCGUAGAUGAUAGUUUUAUUGGUUGCGGGUAGGAUGCCAUGAGUUGUUCGAUUGUUUUUGUUUAAAAAAACAAAUAGAACGCCCUAGCAUCAAUUUUUAACGUUUAGAGUUUAAUUUUGUGUUAAAUUCUGUAACUAAA